Messenger RNA from Cutaneotrichosporon oleaginosum, 3958 nucleotides. RefSeq lists its product as uncharacterized. The record is from RefSeq and is a predicted model, not a curated record. Gene Ontology annotation, biological process: negative regulation of RNA catabolic process; regulatory ncRNA-mediated heterochromatin formation. Gene Ontology annotation, molecular function: protein binding. Gene Ontology annotation, cellular component: catalytic step 2 spliceosome. NCBI's taxonomy places the organism in Eukaryota, Fungi, Basidiomycota, Tremellomycetes, Trichosporonales, Trichosporonaceae.
GUCCUCACUAUCAGCUUCGCUCUUCCUUUCCGCCAUGUCGGAGUCUGGCACACCCGCCUUUCUUUCCUUCCCCGACUUUGGGAACAAGGGGAGCGCUCCAGAAGCGGGCCCCAGCGCAUCGCCGGCCUUCUCUUCGUUCCCUGACACCGACAUUCCACCCAGUCGCGACAUCGUGCUCAAGGAUGGCAGCACCGCUGGAAACCGCGGAGAGGGCCAGUCAAAGCGGCGACGGAUAGACGAAAGCAGCCAUGGCGACCAUAGAGAACGCUCUAGGCGUGAGGACGAGCGCAGUGAACGGCGAGAACACAAGAGCGGUCGGCGGGAACACGAGUCGCGGCAUUCGCAUCGCGAGGAGGGUCACGGCAGGAGACAGGAGGAACAUAUCGACUCGGGGAAACGAGACGACAAAGAGCGCCGUCGAAAGCGCUCUCGGUCCCGGGACCGUGGGCGCGACAGCCGUGAUCGUCGAUACCGAGAACGGUCCCGCGAUCGAGAACGGUCUCGCGAUCGAGAUCGCGAUAAGGAAGGACACGAAGGAGGACGCUUCACAAAGCGACGCACGGGCGAAAAAGCGGAACAUGAGAGUGACGAGCGCCGUCUCGAAAAAGAGCGGCGGCGCGCUCGUGACCGCGAAAGAGCAGAGGCGCUCAAGGGCAAGGACCCGGAUGACGGGCGCCCAUGGUACGAGAGCACGGCGUCAGCGAAGCCAACUGCUACGACUCGGUCUCUCGACUGGUUUGUCGAUACUGUAGGCGACGACGACAUCCUGCGGUAUCGGGAGGUCGCGACACGCAACCCUCCUCGAUACCAUCGCGAUUACGGAGGGCGUAUUUUUGGUCUUCCAGGUGACGUGCGAGCAGUGAGGAGCAGGGAGCACAAGAGUUUGGAAGCGUCGCCAUUUGGCCGCCCAUACAUACCGCGAUAUUCGGCGCGUGCCAUCGAUGGAUCACUGUCAUCUCAUGGAGCUCGACUUCUUAUGCGACCCAAGAAGACGUCAGACGGCGAUCUCGAUGCCGACUUUCUCCCUCUCGACCACGGACGCCUCCGAGUUUCACCCGAGGAUGAAGACGAAUUGCCCGAUUAUCGUGCCAUCACCAAGGAUAAAACCGAGGACGACCCCGAGUACGAGGACAUGGUUGCGGUGCUUGGUGAUCUUCCCAACGUCGAGGACGAUAUCAAAGCGCAACGUGCGGAGUAUGAGCGCGAGCUCAAGGCACGGCCGGAAGACGUCGAGCGUUGGAUAAAGUAUUCCACCCUGCACCUGCAAGAGUCAGGUGCAGUGGUGACCGGUGACAUGGAUCCAGCCAAGGCACCUCAGACUAGGGCAAACGCUGAAGUCACUCUGUCCGUGCUGCAGCGCGCACUAGACGCGCACCGUACCAACCGCGCCUCGACCGACCUUCACAUCGCCUACCUCCGCGCCGCGGAGCAACUGUGGCCGGCCGACAAAGUUACUCGAAGAUGGAAGAAUGUCAUUGUCGAGCUCGGCCGCACCGUGCCGGAGGAGGAGAUGAUGAAGGUGUAUUUCGCCUACAUCGACUGGCGUGAAGGGCAAGGCAUCGGGGUCAGCGGCGGCAACAUGGGCGGCGUGGACGAGGUUGUUGCCGUCUACAUCGACUGCAUUGGGCGUCUUAGCAGCAUCGAUCGGGACAACGAAGCAAGAGAGGAAAAUCAGGUUUACCUCUUGCUACGAGCGUGUCUGUUCUUGAAGGCUGCAGGUUACACUGAGCGAGCCCUUGCGACGAUGCAAGCUGCCAUGGAAGUAACCUUCUUCAAGCCUUCGUACCUUCGACCGCCGGCUUCGCCCUUCGAUCGGGAGCGCUGGUUUAACGGCGUUUUGAUGGAGUUCGAGGACUUCUGGGACUCCGAGGUGCCUCGCAUCGGCGAGUCAGGUGCGCAGGGUUGGAGGAGCACGCAUGAGUCGGAAACAGUGGUCCAGCCACCGUCAUUCCGCCCACGAGACCUUGAUAUCGGCACGGACGGGGACCCUUACGCCCGUUGGUAUCGCGCCGAGCGGCGUGCCGAACAAGCUCUCAGCGUUCCCGGGCGCGCAAGGGAUCUCGACCCACCUGGCGACGACCCCUUUCACAUGAUAAUGUUCGAGGACGUUGCCCCGUUUCUGUUCCCGGUACAGACGCCGUUGGUCCGACUCCAGCUCAUUUAUGCGUUUUUGACAUUCCUAGGUCUCCCUUUUGCUCCUCCAGAGGCCCCUACAUCAUCCCCCUCGGCGAGCGACCCGCACGUCCGCUGGGCACUCGCUUCGAACAAAGUUAUGAGGGGGGCAUUCUGGCCGCCACGGCCGACGACGAAGCGUAUUGUAUGGCAAACGGUUGGCGGUACGCCUAUGGAUGCCGAGCAACCACGCGCGCUCCGCUCGCCGUUUGGCUGCCCUGCGAAGUCGUGGAUGUCGGAGCGCGGAACGCUAUUUGCGGACGAUAAGUGGUUCCGUGACGUGACAGCCACCGACCUGCUCCAUGUUGACGUUGACUUUGCUCGCAAUGUUCUCACGUUGAUGCGCCCGCUGGUUCCAGAUCCUUCGUUCGUGCUGUCAGCUUUUGCAAUGGAGGCUGCGAUGUUGCACAAGGGCGCAGUAAAGAUAGCGAAAAGCAUUCUUUCCGGUGACAGCGACAACCUCCUUCUCUGGGACGGUUACGCCCGUCUUGAGCAGCAGCGCGGAAAGACUGCGGUCGCCCGGCAAGUAUAUAUAACAGCCCUCCAGGCGGCCGAACAACGAGCUGCGGCGCCUGGCUCCGACAAGGACUAUCUGGAGCAAGAUAUGGGCGAGCUUUGGGCUGCCUGGGCUGGGCUGGAGUAUGAGGCUGGCGACGAGGCCUUGUGUCUACAGGUCCUGUUUAUGGCCGCUGGGUUUCAGCGCGAGCGGAUAGCAGAGUGUGCGGCGCCAGGCUACAAGGCGCAACAGCCGUCGCCUAUCGCGAUGCUCAAGUUGCGACAACAUUAUGACAUGCCUCGUCCGGACUCCACACACCAACUCGUCCUGACCGCAAUCUUCUUCGUAUUGGUAGACGGCGCGGAAGCAGUGCGGAGGCGUCUGCUCGACAUCGUCAACGCUCUGCCAGCCGACCAUCCACGCAUCGAGGAAACACUCCAGUUGCUCGUCAAGAUAGUAUUCGUGCACAACAGCCGCCACUCGGCGCCUGCGUCGCUGAUGCGAGGUUUGCUUGAGCGGGCCAUAGAGUUGUGCCCGAACAACACGAUAUUCCUCUCGCUUUAUCUCUGGGGAGAAGGCAACCGCCGCGUGUAUGGCAACAUUCAUCGCCUUACAUCGCGCCUGCUCACAGAGGACCACGGUAUUGCCCCCCUCCUUUGGGCAGUCUGGGCGGAAAGCCAAAGCGCUUCGCGGACAUUCUUCGACGAAGGAGGAAGUGGCGCAGAGCGUGUCCGACGCGCCCUAAACCAAAGUGUCAACUCGGCUAAAGGGCGACAGUGCGCAGGCUUGUGGAUGCUCUACAUCGAGUUCGAGAUGCUUAUGAACCGCCCCAAGACUGCAAAGGAGCUGUGCUAUCGCUCAUUGGCGUCCGUUAGCGGAUGUAAGGAACUCUACCUCCUUCCGUUCUCGACACUACGCGAACAUUUCACGUCCCGCGAGCUCCGUGAUAUCGUUGAGCUCAUGCUCGAACGCGGAAUUCGUCUGCGCGUAGACACACAGGAUUUCUGGGACCACGACCAUCUCACCGAGGACGAGGAUAGCGAUGAGGAGAUGAUCGGCCCCGUCCCGGACGACUAUGAGUAUGGCAUGCUGCGCGAGCGCGAGGAGCUCAAGCCCUACUAGUCGAGCAUACGUGAUGUGGUCUGUACGCAGAGCAGUGCAGGCGAUGAAGUCGAUCCACACUCCAUGCCAGAGUCCUGUAUGAGGCUAACCAAAUUCGAGGACCUCUCUCAACACAAAACAAUGUAUUCGCGCAUGCUAGUCCAUGUACAACAUAAGAAUAAGAAGAGG